Hypomesus transpacificus is the source of this 4226-nucleotide messenger RNA. It is a transcript of the gene iffo1a, whose product is annotated as intermediate filament family orphan 1a. Lineage: Eukaryota; Metazoa; Chordata; Actinopteri; Osmeriformes; Osmeridae. The record is from RefSeq and is a predicted model, not a curated record.
GGCUGUUAAUACUGCUACAUCGCUGCUAGGACUACCCUUAUACCAACGCUAAAGUUAGUGGAUGUUCCAUGCCAGGUGCGUAGUUCAUUUUAAUCUGGACAACACAGCUUUAAAAAAAAAAAAAAAAAAAAACGCAUCUUUGCUAUCCGGGACAUAUUUUUGUGGCAUUGGCGCAGUUUUUCUUUGCCGUAGCCUUAGUCGUAAGUAAAUCAAAUACAUUUUAACUAACUUAUCUGCGUUAGGAAUUAGCUGUCAAGCUAAAUAAAGGACACUUUUCCAUGCCGGAUUUCGAGCAUUUCAGAUUUUCAUACUCUAAUAUGAAUCCGUUACUGGGGGAGAACGCCUUUCUGAUGCAGCAGCAGCAUCAAUUGACUAGCCAGUCAGUCUCCCCCGCAGGCCUGGACUAUUACGGCGCACCUGAAUCUGGAUAUAUCUUGGGCGACAACACCGGCUUCGGACAGGACGGGCUAUCUGGCCUGGACUUCGGUGCUUUCCCACCAUCGGGACUUGAAUACCUGCAUCUAAACAACUCCAUGCACCGCACGCCUCCGCCCCCAGCUGCGAUGGCGCUUCGGAACGACCUGGGCUCCAACAUAAGCGUUCUGAAAACCCUGAAUUUAAGAUUCCGUUGCUUUUUGGCCAAAGUACACGAGCUGGAACGUCGGAAUAAAGCGUUGGAGAAACAGCUUCAGAUGGCCUUGGAAAACAACGAGGACAGCGGAGACGCACCAGUGAAAAAGCCGGUGACCAAAGAGAUGGGGGUACAGACCGGUUUCAUCGGGCCUCUUCCCCUAUGGCCCGGACACGUCCCAGUUCAGAACGCAAAUAACCCCGCAUAUAUGCCUGGAGGCCUGUUAUCUCCUUCACUUCACAGGCCCACCUCCCUCUCCAUUGAAUCCAACAGUAGAUCAAUGCUCGCAAACUCAAAUCCUAACCUUACGCUGACCGAUUCCAAUUCGAACCUCACUUCCAGUAUCCCCGUUAGCCCGAGGACUCCAACGGACUCAUCCAAAACUAUCUCCAACAUUAAUGAGAGGUACGUCAGUUCAGGGACAGGGGUCUACAGUAUCCCGCCUCCGCGCUUCCUACCGGGAAACCUUUGGUCCUACAACCACACCCGCCGAUUUGACUCAGGCAGAGAGGCCCGCGCAACUGUCCCUGGAGUGUCCUGUGCGCAUUCGGACGGGGUGGGAGUGCAGAUCGACACCAUCACACCGGAGAUACGGGCCCUGUACAACGUGCUCGCUAAAGUGAAACGAGAGAGAGACGAGUACAAGCGCAGAUGGGAGGAAGAAUACACAGCGAGGGUGGACCUGCAGGAAAAAGUUUCAGAGCUUGAAGAGGACCUCCAGGAGAGCGAGGUGUGUCAGGAUGAGCUCGCCCUCAGGGUCAAACAGCUGAAGGCAGAGCUGGUCCUGUUCAAAGGCCUCAUGAGCAAUAACCUGUCGGAGCUGGACAGUAAGAUUCAGGAGAAGGCCAUGAAGGUGGACAUGGACAUCUGCAGGAGGAUCGACAUCACGGCCAGGCUGUGUGACGUGGCUCAGCAGAGGAACUGUGAGGACAUGAUCCAGAUCUUCCAGCACGUGGCCACACCUCCUUCCACCCUCCGUCGUCCCCGUAAGCAGGCGCCCCAGUCCGCCAAAGGCUGCGAGGGAGACGAGACUUUCAGUUUGUCUGAAAGUGAGGGAGGCGGGACCAAAGAGGACGAUUCAUGCAGCACGUCAGCCAAUCAGAUCAACGAGGAAAUGCAGAGGAUGUUGAAUCAGCUUCGAGAGUGUGAGUUUGAGGAUGACUGUGACAGCUUGGCCUGGGAGGAAACUGAGGAAACCCUGCUUCUGUGGGAAGAUUUCCCAGGAUGCACUCUGGGCGUGGAGUCCCAAGGCGAGCAGCAGGAUGAGUCCAUAGAGAAGGUGAUAAAGGACACAGAGUCGCUGUUCAAAUCCAGAGAGAAGGAAUACCAGGAUACCAUCGACCAGAUCGAGCUGGAGCUGGCUACAGCGAAGAGCGACAUGAACCGCCACCUCCAUGAGUACAUGGAGAUGUGCUCCAUGAAGAGAGGCCUGGACGUCCAGAUGGAGACCUGCAGAAGGCUCAUCACCCAGAGCGGAGACAGUACAUCUCCCUGCCUCAUCCCUGUGGCGGCCGAGGACUCUGAGGAUGGAGAGAGGGAAGGGAAAAAGGCUCCUCCAGGAAACUCUGAGAGUAACGAGUCCUGCUGUGGCACACAAGCUACAGGCUGUGUCCCGUCCCUACCCUGGAGGAAGCCCUAACACUCGUCUCCAAAUCUCCAAAUAUCAUCUGCACCGGGCUGUUUACAUUUAGUCUUAAAUCAUGUAACCAGGAGACUCGGAGUCUUACUACCGGGACCUAGUGAAGCAGUGUCAUUACUGCCCUCCUGUGGUUGGAGGUUGAUACUACUCAGUACACUGCAAGGAAAUUAAAUAGCACUUUAAAGGUAUCCUAUAAUAAGAAGACAUGAGCGAUACAAAUGAAUACUUUCGUUUAUUUUGCACACUGCAACUAGCUUUACAGAGGGAAGUGCAGCCUGAAUGAUUUGCACACAGUUUAUGUUGAUAAAGAUGCCUUAUAUUCCAGACACUGGCUGGUCAAAAAAGACAAAAUGCACAAUUAAAAAUAACUGCACAUUUUCAACCUUGUCAAUGCAGUAAUCAUCCUGUUGAGACAGGAUUUAACAAAAUUGAACAAGAUUUAAUGUCCUGCUAUAAACCACUUCGUUUAAAAUAACACAAUGCAGAUAGAAAUAGUACAAUGUUUUAGAAAGAUUAAGUGCAUUAAAUUAAAAACAAUUUGCCGUUGUUUGAUUAAUUAAAUGUUAGUUUCCCCCCAUCUUAAUCUUCAUCCCAAUAAUAUGCAGCCACAAGCCAGUCACUAGCCCUGCCCCUUUAAUAGCACAUGUGCAGUGCUAAUUUCAGUAUACAGCAAUCCUGGAUCCAUUAAUCAACAACAACACAAUCACCAACAGUCUGAGGAUACAAACACAAAGAUAUUGAAUGUUUUGUAACACAACCCAUUGAGUGCAGUUUUGAAAUUAAAGCCAGAUAUCCUAUAAGGUUAUAGGACAAAAGUGACAUUUAAGAAAUUAGGAACCAUUACUGUCGAGGGGUCCUGAUAUAGACCUAAACUUGUCUCUACUUGCCUCAGUAGCCUCUGGGCUGAUGAUGUCACGCCCUGUUCUCUCCACCACAGUAACUACAGCUCUGCUGGCCAGGACAGAGCAGAGAAGCUCACCAUGGUAGGACAGUCGUAGCACUAGAAGGUUCAGUGACUAUGCAGUCCCUGAUAAGGCAUCCACCCUCGAAUUUCCUGACACAUCAAAUGCAUAGUAUUUUAUUAUAAUCAUUUAUUUACAUUUUGAAAAAAUAUUUAAAAACCUGUGUUUUGCUUCCUCGAUGUACAGUUUGUAAAUCCAGGCUUGUGAAGCUGCUCAAACCUGUGUAAUCAACAGCAAGGCUGUAUCAAAGGCUGAAGUGUGUACGCUUUCACUGUAGAUGUUAAUGAAUGUAAAUAUCAUGUACAGGUGAACACACUGUAGAACAGAAUUGUACAAUGUAUUUAAUCACUGAGGGGAGGCAAUACGACUCGAAUGGAACUCAUAUGUUAAGGGAGCUAAUAUCUAAAGUGUGCACAAAAAUGAAAAGAAUCUGUACAGUAGGUGUGCAUGUCUUGUCAGCGUGGAUGCUUCUGUGUCUGUAUGUAUAGCAGUGUGGUGGAAGUUCACUUGUUCACCUCCUUGGGCAAUCAAAAACAACAACACUUUUUCUACAAUAGCAACAUGAAUAUUCACUUGAUAUAGUCUGUCCUCAGUCUAGACUUUGCUCAUGAGAGUCCACGGAAUGUACAGAAACCACAAUGAAACAAAGCAUAAAAAGUACAAAAGCAACAACUUAAUCGACAUAGCCGGCAACAGACAACAAUAACUCUUCUUUAUCCGAUAGCAUUGCAUUCAGUACAGUUGAGCAAGCAAGUCAACUUUUGAAAAGAUUAAUAAAUGUACGUAAAACAUAAAAAUGACUUUUGACAACUGUUGUGUGAGUGAUGACAAGAUGGUGGCUUAGUGUUUGUGAGGUGAGGAAACUUUACUUUCAGUCUCAGAUAUCCAUCCUGUGGCAGGGACAGUAGUGACAGAUUGUGAGCUGACUGUGUGUAUAACAACCUCUACCAUCAUGGAAACUGGAAACAGAAUAAAAGGACUUGAAUGAGUCUCU